Sphaeroforma arctica JP610 is the source of this 1224-nucleotide messenger RNA. RefSeq lists its product as hypothetical. The transcript has 3 exons. The record is from RefSeq and is a predicted model, not a curated record. Bases 187 to 552 code for a protein of 121 amino acids. NCBI's taxonomy places the organism in Eukaryota, Ichthyosporea, Ichthyophonida.
GAACGAUUUUAGACGCAAGUUCACAAUCGUAGCAACCUGCAAACUACUUGCGUUAUCCGUCCAAAACAUAUGUUAAUUCACAAAGAGGGCUAUCCACAGGAUAUUGAAACACUGUAUAUGUACAUAAACCAAUAUAUUACACGCAAAUGGAGAUUGAUUUAUAAAUUAUAGUUCUUUAAAAGCACCAUGACAGAGGUUGUAUUAUGCCCCAAUCAGAUUGAAUGGCUCGAGAUUUGUGCUCAUCAGUAUCAUCUAUCAGUCAGUGAUGUACUCGCCAAGCUGGUCAACUUCGUCAAUUCAGAAUCUAAAGAAAGGAAACGAAUUGUGUUUACACAAAUUCGUUGUGGGAGAUGUACUCAAGCAACCACUGGUGGCAAGAAGGCAACCGUAGAAUUAAACUUUCUGCCUGAACACAUUGCUUGGCUCGAGAAUGUGCGAGAUAGAUGCCAGCAUUCCUCAAUGUCUAAGACUCUCCGGGUCAUGUUCGACUUUUACAUACCGGCUUUGCAAGCUUCAGAUCUUGACACAUUGUUUGGGGUUGACAUGUCCUAACUGAAGAAAUGUGCGACAACGGUGUCCUAUGCACAACUUAUCGCCUUUUCAUGGAUAGCCCGAAAUAAAGUACACUGAUCCGCGCUCAUGGACGGCAGAUACUGCCGAUGCAUUUACCCACAGACACGCGAAUUGGCGCUCGGUGUAUCUGGGGUCAGAGUGGGAACGAUAAUCCGGCGAGUACUAUUGGCACGUUCUUUUGCUGGCCCUUCACGGCUUGUCUUCUCUAUGCCGGUGGUUGGCAGACCGAGAUAUGCACUCUGCCAUGUGAUCGUUCUUCAUGAGGCCUGAGUCCGAUUUGGAUGUUUUGCCAAUAUCUGGAGAUAAUUAAGGCUUCCUUCCAAUACAGUAAGUUGCCUUGGGCAGUUACCGAUGAUACCGAAAUCAUGGCACUAUUUUGACCGAGCAGUAUUUAGAAGUUGAGUGUUUUCCAAGCUCCUGGAAUAACACAUUUGUACCUUAUGAUUAUCGCUCGCGGAUAGUGGGUAUUUCUGCUCGAAAUGGAUAGCACAAGCUCUUUUGGUCACGAGUUUCCAGAGCAUGUGAACGUGCGUUAGCACGCCGGGAUUGAAUACGGAGUAAGCUGAUGUUCACCGAGUCGAACACCUAAAUCUGUCAUAACAUUGCAAAACAAAGCCAACAAAUAUGACAAUAAAAGGAUGACAAGCACCA